AUGGCGCAACCUGAGGGUGGGUGGCUCCCGCGGCAGCAGCAGCAGCAGCAGCAGGAGCAGCUCUAUGUGGCGCCCAUAUCUGUGUUCAAGAUUUCGUCCCCCUGGAACUCCGGGCCCGGCCUGACGGGCGGGGGCGCCCCUCCGCCCCAGGCGCCCCUGUCGGACGCCGGAUCGGACGACUCUAACUCCAAGGAUGGCCCGUCGUCCGGCGGGGGCCGCGGGGCCAACGACGUCUCCAACUCGGACGCCGAGGGCGUCUGGAGCCCCGACAUAGAACAGAGCUUCCAGGAGGCGCUCGCAAUUUAUCCGCCAUGCGGAAGGCGCAAGAUCAUCCUCUCGGACGAAGGCAAGAUGUACGGGCGCAACGAGCUCAUCGCCAGGUACAUCAAGCUCCGGACGGGCAAGACGCGAACGCGGAAGCAGGUGUCCAGCCACAUUCAGGUCCUGGCCAGGAGGAAAGCCCGGGAGAUACAGUCCAAGUUAAAGGACACGGCGGCGAAGGAGAAAGCGCUUCAGUCUCUGACGUCGCUGUCUUCGGCGCAGAUUGUGUCGGCCACGGCCAUGCAGAACAAGGCCGGACUGGCCUCCCUAGUGCCGCCCGUCAGCUACACAGGGGCGCCGUUUUGGCAGCCACCAAUCGGCCAGCCUGGAACCUCUGAAGACGUCAAGCCGUUCGCGUCGCAGCCCUAUGCUCUGCAGAGCCCCAAGGUUCCCCCCGUCAGCGCCGGCGCGGGUGUUGACCUGCUGCCUCCCCCGCACGGCGGCAUGACGCCCUCAUGGGAGGGCCGCUCCAUCGCCACCCACAAAUUGCGCCUCGUCGAGUUCUCCGCCUUCAUGGAACUGCAGCAGGACACAGAUACGUGCAACAAACAUCUUUUUGUGCACAUUGGUGGCCCACCUACCUACACAGAUCCACUUCUAGAGGCGGUGGACAUCCGGCAAAUUUAUGACAAGUUUCCCGAGAAGAAGGGGGGCCUUAAGGAACUGUAUGACAAGGGUCCUCAGGAUGCCUUCUUUUUGGUCAAGUUCUGGGCCGAUCUCAACACAAGCAUUCAGGACGAAGCUGGCGUCUUCUAUGGCGUCACUAGUCAAUAUGAAAGUAAUGACAACAUGACAAUAACUUGCUCCACAAAGGUCUGCUCCUUUGGGAAACAGGUUGUUGAGAAAGUUGAGACUGAGUAUGCAAGGUUUGAGAAUGGCCGUUUCGUGUAUAGAAUUCAUCGAUCACCAAUGUGUGAAUACAUGAUCAACUUCAUUCACAAGUUGAAGCAUUUGCCUGAGAAGUACAUGAUGAACAGUGUCCUCGAGAACUUCACAAUCCUUCAGGUCGUGACCAAUCGAGACACCCAGGAGACCCUUCUCUGCAUUGCAUACGUGUUUGAAGUCUCCACGAGUGUUCACGGAGCCCAGCAUCACAUCUAUCGUCUCGUCAAAGACUGAGUGCCUCAGCGCACGACUUUCGCCAGUUUCUCAGUGCCUCUCAUCCACCACAGCCUCCCACUCACAGAUGCCGCGAAAGAGAAAGAAAGGUGCCUGUGCGGUCGGGACAUGAAGAAAAGAAAGAAGAAAAAAAAAAGAAAGUGCAUCAUCUGUAAAUAGCAGUGCCACCGUGAUGAUUCGUCCUCGGUUCAGCCUUCUGCGAUCCCCGCUGGUGCUUCUUAGCUCUUUCUUUAUUGUUGUGCACGUGACGGGCCUUUGCAACCCUUCCAUUCCUCGGCUUUCGACUGCUUUUCUUUUGCUUGCCACUCUCGAGUUACGAGCACAAGUGCUGCUAGAUCGUUUACCUUAUCCUUCCGCAUUUUUGCUAAGUUUUGUAUAGCAUUGUAUUACAAUGUGAGACAAUAUGACAACUUUCUGGGCGAAUGUUUUCCUAAGUGUGUUUUUUGUACCAUGGUUAAUGUGCAGGAAAGUCUGUGUCUUUUUCAAACGUUUGAAUGCCGAGGUCAUGCAGCCGGUCAAAACAUGACACGUAAAAGAAAGGUUGCCGACCUCUAUACAAUAACAGUGGUGGAACAGCCAUGUCAAUUGCACAAGGAGCAGUUCCGUGCACCAUCCUGCUCCAAAAUGAGGCUUUAGCAAUAAAAUUGCACCAAGUCUGAGCAAAAAAUGAAGCACGAGAACAAAUGCCUCCAUCCGGUUACGCUGCCUCUGUAGCAAAACCUAAAGCGCAUCACUGUCGUCAUUCUGAAAGUCGUAGUGUUGGGCUGCUGAGCACGAGGUCGCGGGAUCGAAUCCCCGCCACGGUGGCCGCAUUUCGAUGGGGGUGAAAUGCGAAAACACCUGUGUAUUUAUAUUUAGGUGCAUGUUAAAGAACCCCAGGUGGUCAAAAUUUCCGGAGUCCUCCACUACGACGUGCCUCAUAAUCAGAAAGUGGUUUUGGCACAUAAAACCCCAUAAUUUAAUUUUUUUUUUAAAUUCUGAAAGUCAAGAAAGAUGCCAUAGCCACAAAUAUAGCCGAAGUUGUUGGUUCGUAUACUGUUUUCAUGCAUUUGUUGCAUUUAUUACAAGUGGAUGUUCCGAUGCGCUGGCACUGUACGGUCUUUUUAAUUUAAUUAAUCAUUUAAUUUAAUUUACGGUCUUUUUGUUUGCACUGUUUGCGCUGCAGUUUGAUAUUCCUUGCACCAGUUCAGCACAGAGCAGAUGUUGGAUCAAAAACAACCUUCAGAUACUAUCUGGUCGCACGCUGUCUAGCAUGGUUGUUGGUGGUUACGCUCAAGUAAUAUCUUGUUACAUGUGGUAUUCAACCACAUGUGUUGACGAGCUAGUACUGAUUUGUAAAACAAUCAGCAUUAAAAUGGGACAAAACGACCCAAGACACUGGCUUGCGUGUUCCUGUUUUGUCCUGUUUUAGUGCUGCUUGUGUUCCAAGUCAUGUAUUCAACUGCUGGCAUAUACAUUACAUAUUGAGUAGGAACCUUCCUUGCAACCCUGCACAAUUAUGCUGGAUAGAUUGUGCCCGUUAGAAAGAACCUGUGGUUGUCUUCACUAAAUUCAUUUUGUCACGCACAUCCUAAGUGAUGUACUUUUUGAAAUGGCCUAGUUGCAUGGACAUCAUUUACGGAAACAAUGUCAAGUCAAGUUCUGUAAUAAUUUUCACGGGGCAAGCACCGGUGUGCGACUGCAUAAUCAAUAUCAGAUGCCAGUGUGAUGCAAUAGGUAUUGGAACCCUGAAUUUGCCUUCUAACCUAAUGAUCGGUGAUUACAAAAGUUACCUUGUGUAUAUCUCAUUUGAAUAGACAACUUUAAUGCGCCUUUUUAAAAAAAAGUAAUCUGCACUUGUUUCUCAUGUCACAUUAUGCCAACUCCACUUUAGAAGUCGGCUGGGAGUUUGUAUGGCUGCAGUCGGGAAAGCUGAUACUUUGGGGCUGCAACACAGCCUGCCUGGGAGCCAUAACUAAAUAGCCGGCCAUCAUUAAGUUAGCAGCUGUUACUGAGUUUGGGCGAGGCCAUGAGCCAGCAAACAGACCCCUAGUAUUUCCAAAAGGUGGGAGAACUCGCUUCUACAUUUUCGCUGUCAUUGAUGUAUCAGUCGUCAAAUUGGCACAUAUCUGUAAAGGACUUUUUUUUUUCUUGCUCUAUCAAAAUGCGCUGAACUUGCAACAUAGCUUCGAAGUCUAAAUGUCAGAAACAGCUUUAUACUGCGAUAUGCAGGCAUGGAAACCCAUUCAAUUAAACACUCCUGAAACUAAUUGGGUAACUUUUAGCCUGAAUGACCCAUUGAUGCACAUGAAGCUGGCUUCUCUAUAUAGAGUAUUUUAAGUAAACUAGAGACCGUACCUCACAUAUAUAUGUGGACGUUGGACACUGAACCAAAAGUGGUCGUCACCUUGCCAAAUCAGGUUUCAAUGCAAUAGCAUUGUAGGCAGAUUUCAGCCAUGUUGGAAUGUCGCAUUCCUUCGGGAAAAAAUAUGAGCUGAUCACGAAGGCAUUGCAGUCUAACGCAGCAUUUCAAAGUACCAGCUGUCGUGAGGGAAGAAUGUGAGAAACUGGCACAAGCACACAGUCCAGACAUUUCAAAGAGCAACGUUUGCAUGAAAGAAGCACACACACAGUCCUGGCCUUAUAAUUGGAACACUAGACUGCUGUAGUGGAAGACAGUUUUGAUCUCGUCAUCAGUCAUAACACUAUAGGUGGACUUCAUCCACUUUGGAUCCACCUGAAAGAAAAACUCGAGGUGUGUUGAGCGUAUGCGAGUGCAUGACAUUGGCACAAAAUUGAAACGUUGUAAGAGAUACGAGGUAUACAAAUGUCACUUUGAUAGAUGAUAGUCCAUGGUUCCCCAUUAUGCACAUGCGCGCAGCUGUAAGGUAUCACAAUCGUCACAUUCAAAGUGUACUAUCACAUCCUUACAGUUUUUGCUGCACCAAGAUCUGCUCCAAAGCUGAAAUGGCUGUUCCACCACUUUGUAAUAGUGACAGCGAAGUCGAUGCUGAACUGACUGAAUUGGUAGUGAAUGGCGAAAAGUUUUGUUGUACUGGUGCUUUGUUAGUUUCGCGUUGGCAUUUGCGAGCUAAGGACACAACAGUACUCAAUUUUCACAUGAGGCUGUGCUUUACAAAUGAGAGGAAACAAAAUGGAUAAGGUGGUUGCACCUUUGUGGCAACAUUAUUUUCUAUCAGGUUUCUGUUGUCAGUAAUAAAAUAAAUACUGGAGACAAGCAAUAAUAUAUGUCUUAUCUUUUAUGGCAGAUUUUCUUUCUCAACAGUAGUCGCGAUGUAAGGUUGCAUUUGCAUGCAAGACUGCUGUAACCAUUUCCUUCCAAUACGUGGCACCUACAGUUGUCCUUUUUCAAAGAUAUCUUCACUUCAUUGUAAUGAAACAAUUUUUAUUUAUACUUUUUUUUGUGUAAAAAAUGGCCUAAGCGUUACUCCUAGCAUAAUCCAUGCUGAAAUGUGGAAUAGAAGUUUGUGUGUGAGUGGUUCAACAUAUACAUGUGUGUUUGCAGUGGCACUUUUUAUUACUACUUUUUAUUUGUAGUGGCAAUACAUCCUUGCAGACUUUGCACUUGGGAUUUUUUUUCGUGGUCUGGCUCUAAACUCUCUGCAGUAUAUUCAUUUUCACUACGAGUGCAUUUUAUUAUUUUUUUUAAGCAAUGUGUUGAUAUUUGUGCUCAUCGUUUAUAUAUUUGUUGUUCCCUUUGUCCUUAGUGUGGUGCAGCAUUAUUUGAUGCAGCAAGGUCACUCGCUGCUAUUUUGUUUAUGAAGCUGUUGUGUUGCAAGAUAAUGCAUGACAAGACUACAUAAGGACUUGUGAUAGUAUGAUCACCCGGUAAUGCCAGCACAUGAAACUUUUCUUGGGUGGACUUUCGCAGCUCACUGGUAAAACUGCAAGCAGUAUUGCCAGCCUAUUAGAUUCUGCUGAACCAGCAUUGUUGAUCUGCCAUAACCUGCAGGUAAUCGUGCGAAUCCACUAGGUACAUCCCCAUGUACUCCAUGGAAAAAGAUUUUCGCCUCGAACCUGCCAUAAGCAUUUUAUAUAACAAACAAGGUGACAUUCAGUAAAUACACAAAGUAAUAUAUUGGACUAGCAUUAAUUUCUGAUAAAUGAUGCCACUAAUACUAGAAAGGCACAUCUAAAAGGGUGCAACUAUUUUUCAAUGUUAAGAGUAAUUGCUAACUGUGCUUUUUCGGGGAUGCUUCCACAACGUUGAGUGUGCUGAAAGAAAUGUGUAAACAUACAUUUCAUUGUAGCCUUCAAAUUAAGAAAUUGAGGCACCCAAUCGAUGUUAUCCUUCUUUUUUUCUGAUGUAUAGUUCACUGAGACAUUUGCAGUCCACUGAAAUCUGCCAAGUAUUUUUCCAAAUUUGCUAAUUUGAGACAAAAUACAAGAAAUAUCUGCUAAAUGUGCACUUCAGCUGCUAAACAAGGUGAUAAUCCACUGGAUAUAGCAGAAAAACUAUCAUAAUGUUAACAGUGAAUUGCUGAGUUGGUUUACCAACAGGAACUAUUGUUAUAAUACUACAGUAAUCUCUGUGUUUGUACUUAUGAAGUUGUGUAAUGUUAUGACCAGAAUGUAUGAGCUUUAGAUGCUUACUUUGGUUUGACAGGGAGGCACUAUGUGAUGGAAGGCUUUUGCUGCAGUCGGCUGCUUCACUACGCAACCUAACGCGACUCGAAAAUGAAUUUAACUGAAAUGAGAAGGCUGCACAACAGUUCCAUUCAUUAUACUGAGAAACUAAAAAAAAUAUGGACUUUAUUCCAUCAAGGUAUGACUGCAGUGAUUUGCUGCAUCAUAACGAUAAUGCUGCACUACCGAAAGUAGAGAAGCAGCUUGAUAUGUUUAUGUAGUUGACAUAGAGGAGCAGAUUUUGAUGUGUAACAUUGUAUGAUCUCAAGUCAUUUUUUUUUCGGUGUUAUAGCUUGUUACGUUGCCAAAUGGGUGCCCGAAAGCUCAGAUGGCUUGCCGUGUCUGCCACUGCCGGCUUGUCUCAGUGCAUCUUCGUGAUAAACGCCAUUUAUGGUGACGCGGGCACCUUGUAAAGGAACGCUCGCAAUCAUCAGUAACACUUUGAGAGUGUGUUGUUUCAACGCAUUUGUCUUUUUCUUGGGGCACGCACCAUAUGCCAAAGGGGUGCUCCCAGAGGUAGCUUCCAUCACUUCUUUUCUUUUGUUUCUUAAAGUUGCGCAAUGUACUUCAGUGCCAUUUCUGCAAAAAAGAAACCACAAACUCGUUACUCUUGUUCUGGACCAUUGAUCUGCACAUUUUUCCAUCGUGCACAGAAAACUGAAGCCAACUCUUGUGAUUUCUGUGUGGUGCUUUUCAUCAAACAACUUUGCAGCUUAUAUUCAUGUUUUGAAUGUAGAUGAUAGUACUUGCCGGCUUUUACAGAUACAUUUUUGUUUUGUAUCUGCCGUCAGUGGCACCUAUGAUCUAAUAUUGUGGAUAACUACAGUGCGCUCCCAAAAAUCUAGCGUAAUUAAAUGCUUUGCAGAACUUUUACACAAAUUUUUUAUCUAGUGGAAGCUUGUAUGAGCUAUGCACAUUCUGGACAAGUCUGGCCACUGCACAAUAUGCGACACAAUAGCAGAUGCUACUUGUUCUUUCUGUGUAAACUUUUUUGAAACAAAGAGGCAUCUAAUUUCCCAUGGUUGCAAGAUGCAUAUUUUCAUAUUGAAAUUGACUUCACCUAAAAAUUACGGCCAAGAAUGAACUGAAUGCGAGAGUCAUAGGUGCGCAUUGCACACAGUAUGCAACCACUCAAGUAAAGCAAAUAAUCUUGUAAUGACUCUCAGUGAUGAGGUCGUAUAGAGUAUGAUGUAGACUGGACAAGUAUUGAAUAAUAUUCCUGGCAUUUUAACAGUCCCUGUCCAACCUUGUUUGCACAAUUGGAACACAUGUCUAAGGCUUUUGUCUUUCUCACCUUGACUAAGAAGCAGUACAUUGACUAUAGAGUAAUGGGAAUAAGUCGUGGCCAUCAGUCAGUGGUGUGUUUUGCACCAACGUUGUACUUGGCACCCCAUUUCACUCGUGCGUGCAUGCAGUAUUCACUUGCCAGGGCACAGUACUCUGAACAGAGCACACCAGCUUAGUAUUCAAUUUUGCGCAACGUGAAGACAUAUUCAUAUUAAGAAUAUCGCAGCUUGUAUGUUGCAUUAUAAAGACAGCAAUUGAAAAUUCGACAGAGUGGAUACCACCUUGUCGUAGUAAUAAAUUGGUGCUGCAAUUCUAAUGAGCUGUACCCAUUCGCAGUGGACCACAGGAUACCUCGGAACAGCCAGGAUAGCAGUUAAUUCUUGAUAAUCAGAAACUAGGCCAUCAUUUCACUGGGCAGUUUUAAUUUCACACAUGUGUGGGCUUUGAAGAUGCCAAAAGAAAAGCACUGCACCACAUGCAAAAUCCCAACAACUCAUUUAGUUGGCCGUUAAUGGAAUUCCUUAUGGCAAUAUUUUACAAACUCCUGUCGCAUGUUUCUGUGUUCUGACCAUUGUGGGGCACUCAUGCACGUUGAACAAUUUCCUGAAGUCGUACGUUAAGCUCAUGCCGUGUACUGCGUAUGACACUAACGGUCCAACCAAAAUUCCAAAGUUGUGGCUUAGUGAUAGCCAGUUCGCGGAGUAAUUUACGAAAUUAGUUCUGUACAGUAGCCGAGAUGGGCUGAAAUGGGCAGUGUUCAGGACCAAGUGUUCGCUGCAUUGGCAAAGCAGUGCAAGUGCGGAGAACGUGCACAGAACAUCGCCUGGAUUUUGAGCACUUGUCAUCUGCAACAGCUUCACGUACAAAAAGCUUCUAGGUGUGUGAAAUUUAAACUGUCAAUUUACUUUCAACAAAAACUACUAAAAUUUGCAUGCCUACAAGACUUUGUGCGAGCAUGAAAUCAUCAGGCAAAAUUUCAUUAUUCUCAAGAUUGUCUUCUAUGCGAUUUCACAUUGAGAAGCCUUAGUUGCUGAGGGUAGUUGGAUCAGGUUGUGAGUUUAAGCGUACUUAUACUUAAUGCUGUACUUCUUUCCUCUUCUUUUUUUUGUGUAUAUAUACGUUAUUGUACAGUGUUGAGUUGCCUCGGGAGCAUCCGAAACAUGGUAGUAACUGAGCUUAACUAUUUCAUAGCACUUCAGGUAUGCUACUGGCAAAGCAGUUUUCUUUUCUUCGGCCUCACUGAUGUUAAUAAGCUCCCUAUACUAAACACCGUCCAAGGAGCAUAUCCUGUUGUUUUUUUCGUAAGCAUAGGAGCCCUUCCGAUCCUUCUAAGUGACAGUCAUCCUUCUUUUCUGAUGUCCUCAUGGCAAUCAGCUUCACAGCCUGUUGAAGAACCACAUAAUGUUGCAUUUAACUUAGGUAUAUUAGGCAGCUAAUUUGAUUGUAUCAAGCUUCAGCUCUCAUGGUAGCUGCAACUCGGUGUGCUUAGCUGUAUUAGCUGCAGGGUGUGGCUUGAGCUAUGUAAUGGUGCUUCGACAGUAUGUGGUUAGUGGGUUCCAAGUUUCAAAAGUUACGCUGUCACUUGCCUACAUACGCUAGCUGCUCAAGUGCUCAAGUUUUGUUUGGUGCAUGGCAGGUAUUGUAUGGCCAUAUGUUUGAUUCAAGUUAGGCACAGCUCAUCGUGAUCUUUCCUAAACUUUUUAUUGUAGUCCUUUUUAUAUGCAUGCCUGAAAGUCGCUUCAUAUUUCACAGUGGUCUCUCAUUACCAUAUCUUGAAAAAAAAAAAGAUGGCAUUGUGCGCAUUGUGCAAAGGAAUCGGAAAAGUUUUAUUUGCUUCUUUUUUUGCCAGGUAUCUCGUUAGCAUUAGAGUGAGAAAUACUGACUUGGCAGUGUUUGUCUAUCUGUGUGCUAGCUAUUGCUUUAAACGCUGUUGUUCAUUUCUACCAGUAUUUGGACGACGCAAAGCCCUUUUUAUGAGCCCUUGCCCGAGACUUUGUCUGAUCUAAUCAAACCAUUUGACACUGCAAACAUUUCUUGGUCAUAGACUAGAGCGAGGUGCCUGGUAUCGCCACAUGGUUUUCGACGAGCAAUAAACUCCUCUACAAGGCUGAAACUUCAUCACCCAAAGAGCUUUCUUUUUUAAAGUUUCAUGCCAAAUAGAACAGGCAAAGGGCAGAACAUAAGACCUUUCGAAUGCUGGUGUGUAGAUAGAAGUGCCGCGUGUCUUGCGUCAAUGAAACAUAUUAUGUAUGCUUGCCAAUCCUCUUUUUUUUUCCCUGCUGAGUUGCAUUUCUAUGCAUAUGUUUGCCUCAUUAUAUGACGUGCAUUUUUUCGUGGAGUGCUUAUUUAAUAUUAAUUAGAGGCGAUGAACAUGUGGCACAUUUGUGAUGAAGCAAAGUAUUUGCCAAUUGUGUUUUAUAUGUACAUAUAUAUAAAUAUAUAUACGGUUGUAUAUAGAUUUAUAUAUAUGUAUGACUGCGUAGGGCGAAUAAAAGGAACCCUGCA
Messenger RNA from Dermacentor andersoni, 9858 nucleotides. RefSeq names its product TEA domain transcription factor 1 homolog scalloped (gene sd). The record is from RefSeq and is a predicted model, not a curated record. NCBI's taxonomy places the organism in Eukaryota, Metazoa, Arthropoda, Arachnida, Ixodida, Ixodidae. Gene Ontology annotation, cellular component: transcription regulator complex. Gene Ontology annotation, biological process: embryonic organ development; regulation of transcription by RNA polymerase II; hippo signaling. Gene Ontology annotation, molecular function: RNA polymerase II cis-regulatory region sequence-specific DNA binding; DNA-binding transcription factor activity, RNA polymerase II-specific.